Aspergillus sclerotioniger CBS 115572 is the source of this 2007-nucleotide messenger RNA. Its product is annotated as oxidoreductase. Gene Ontology annotation, molecular function: flavin adenine dinucleotide binding; carbon-sulfur lyase activity; oxidoreductase activity, acting on CH-OH group of donors. Lineage: Eukaryota; Fungi; Ascomycota; Eurotiomycetes; Eurotiales; Aspergillaceae. The transcript has 7 exons. The record is from RefSeq and is a predicted model, not a curated record. Bases 1 to 2007 code for a protein of 668 amino acids.
AUGACAGUUCCCAUCGAGGAUAGCUUCGAUUUCAUCGUGGUUGGCGGCGGCACUGCUGGCAAUGUGGUUGCCGGUCGGCUGGCAGAGAAUCCCGACGUAAAAGUGCUGGUCAUUGAAGCAGGUGUUAGCAACCCCAGUGAAAUCUCAGAGAUCUCCACGCCGGCAUCUGCCUUUGGGCUGCGUGACAGCCAGUAUGACUGGGCCUACAAGUCAACCCUGAUCAACAAGCCGUACUAUGAACGCGUGGAGAAGCCCAAUACCCGCGGUAAAGUCCUUGGUGGCAGUAGCUCUUUAAACUACUACACCUGGAUCAGGGGAAGUAAGGGGACCUUCGAUGCUUGGUCCGAGUAUGGAGGGCCUACCUGGAACUGGGAUGAGUGCAAAGAAUACUUUGACAAGCCUGCUUCUUAUCAUGACGAUGAUAAUCUCUAUCCCGCGGAGCUGUCCAAGAUCGGCCGCAAUGGUCCUCUUCAUGUGUCCCAUGCGGACCUUGUUCCCGAACUGCAUACCUUCCGUGACGCUCUUUCUGCAGCGUGGACCAGCAAAGGCCAAAGAAUCAACGAGGAUAUAUACUCUGGGAAGAUGGAGGGUCUAACACACUGUGUCAACAGUAUUUACAAGGGUGUGAGAUCGACCAGCGCAUCCUACCUAACUGACAAGCCGAAUGUGACAAUCCUUAGCUCCGCAAUUAGCAAGAAGAUCAACUUUGACGAUGAUAGAGCAACAAGUGUCACUGUCUCAAACGUUAAUGGCUCCGAGCUAACACUCACGGCAAAGCAUGAGAUUAUCAUCGCGUGCGGAGUUUUCGAGACACCGAAACUUCUGAUGCUCUCAGGUAUCGGUCCAAAAGAUGAGCUAGAUCGACAUGGCAUUAACCCAGUCGUACACUCUGAGCAUGUCGGUCAGAACCUCGUCGACCAUCCCAUUCUUGCUCACGUUUUCCGUCUCAAGGAUGGCACUGGCCUUGACAGCCAUCUUCUCCGCGCUGGCGCUGCCCACAGCGCAGCGGUGCAAAAAUACCGCACCAGCAAACAAGGUCCCUUCAGUAGUGGACUAUUGGAAAUGGUAGGCCUGCCGCGAAUCGAUAGCCGCUUAGAGCGAUACAAGGACUAUCGCGACGCGAAGGCUCAGAAUGGUGGUUUGGAUCCAUUCGGACCAGAAGGACAGCCGCAUUUCGAGAUUGAUUUCGUGCCGAUGUUCUCCGACGCCUUCCAAUGGCACUUCCCCAUCCCCCCCGAGGGGGACUGGCUAACCGUCAUCGUGGACCUUCUUCGCCCAUUGUCCAAGAACGGGGAAGUGAAGCUCAACUCGGCUGAUCCACUCCAACAGCCAUAUAUUAAUCUGAACUUCUUUUCCAACGAGCUCGACAUCCUGGCCUUGCGGGAGGGGGUCCGCUUCAUCGACGAUAUUCUCACGACUGGUGAUGGGAUGAAGGAUAUUAUCGGGGAGGACUACCCUUGGCCGAUGCCUCGACAUUCAGAUGAAGCCAUGAACAAGACGAUUUUGGAGAGAUCGCAGACUGGAUACCACCCCUGCGGCACGGCCCGUCUGUCCAAGGAUAUUGGUCAGGGCGUCGUGGACCCAGAGCUUCGCGUCCACGGCGUGAAGAAUCUUCGCGUCAUCGAUGCGUCAAUUAUUCCUGUGAUUCCUGACUGUCGAAUUCAGAACGCCGUGUAUAUGAUUGGAGAAAAGAUCCAGGGUCACGUGUGGCUCGCCUAUCUGUCAGCUCCAGGCAGUCUUAUCAAAGCAAUUGGAGGCCUAAAAUGUUGCCCCUCCAUCUAUAUACCAGACAUAUACCAGACAACGAAGGAGCACAUUUCACUCACCAACAUGGAUCCCACUCCCACUACCAACUCGGAGGUCAUCUUUGGCAGCUGUCUCUGCGGCGGAAUCCAGUAUGAAAUCAUCGGCCAGCCGAUCAAGCGAGUCCUCUGUCACUGCGACAAUUGUCGCAAAACGACCGGAUCCAGCUUUAUGGCGAAUAGUAUUGUGAUGCAGUCGGUAUAG